Molecule: messenger RNA, 851 nt
Organism: Cladocopium goreaui
Lineage: Eukaryota; Dinophyceae; Suessiales; Symbiodiniaceae
Source: the annotation of a GenBank genome assembly
AGCUUCGGCCCAAGCUCUUCUCUUCCCGUGCCAUGGAGAAAGUUGCAGAGGAGGCGAUCGGAGCCAGUCGCGUGCCCGAGCUCCACGGUGGUCCGGAGGGACAAUACCUGCGCGAGUCCACCGGACGCUGGAGAUCGCUGUCACAGGAACCAGCUUCCCAGGUACAGCGCCCCGUGCCGCCGCUUGGAGAGCACGGUGCCGUGACGCUCGCCUCGAGCGUCGCGGUGGAUCCAGAGAUGAUGGCGAAGCAGAAGGCGGCGCGGCAGGUGCGGCAAGACACGAGCAAGCUCUGGGAAGCCGCGCGUCGCCGAUUGGAUUCCAAGACCUUCGAAGAUUUAAAGCGACAGGAUGACCUGGAACGUGCCGAAGCUGAGGUGGCCUUCGAAAAGGCUCGGCAGCAGGGCGUCUGGCAGCUGCUGCGUGGCGCGGCUGGCGCUGAUCGACAGCUGCUGGCGGAGAUUGCGCGGCUGGCAUCGGGGGGAGAAGGCCGCUGUCUCUCUGUGGAGAAGGCGCGGCAACUCUUUGACGGAAGCUCCGCCGCCAGCGCCGUCAGCGCCGGGACUGCCGCGACGCCGGCACGGCGGCGGAGCUUCAGCCGUGGCGAGGAGAAGAAGCAGAGCCGAAAACCCCCACGUCCAACGGCACCAGCGGCGCCAGCGGCGCCAGCGCCGGCGCCGCGGAUUCACAACGAGAGCAGCGCAGCUCUCGGUGGAGCUUAGCACGGGAGAUUGCCUUGGUCCAAACUUUGCCGCGUUAUUUCUUUAAAUGGAACCCCUGGCAUUUCCAGGAUCUGUUUUUUUGUUUGUUUUCAUUUGCUUCGAAGUUUCUCAAAAGAAAUGCUCAACUUGGAU